CAGCAUCCGCAGCAGCAGCAUCAGCAGCAGCAGGUCAACAGCAAGAGAAGAGGAGCAAGUGGAGGAGGAGAGCGCAUCACAAAGUUUGAGGCAGCAGCGGCCACACGUGCAGAGACACCGUAUCAGGUGGUGAUUUUAAAAAGGAGCUGCAAUCACUCCCCGGGACUCUCUGACUACAUUACGUCUGGUAUCCACCCCCUUUGUCAUGUCUACAGACGACUGCUGGAGCACAACCAGAUUCUUGCAGUAGCCAGAAGAUCAAAUUUGGAUGAAGAUAACUCACCUUGUCAAAUCCUUCACACUCAUUUGUUACCUCAUACCAAUUUUAUAGUAGCCUCUGACAGCUCUAACCUACUUAUCAAGUGAGAAGGGAUUUCGCUGCGUUUAGCCAGCAUCAUCAGCUACGGUGAUGAGCACCGUUUUAUAUUCAGGACAAUCGAUUCGCUGACCUUCUGAUCCCAUUAGCCACACACAAACACUCACACAGACACACCUGGUGUUGGCCUUCUGUAGAUGCUUGGAAGUCUUGUGUUUUUAACACCUUGGUUUGGCUCCCUGUUGCCACACCUAGAGACUUUAACAGCUAUACCAAAUUGAAUCCAUCUGCACACUAUAGUCUCCCAUAGAGAACACUGACCUUGACUGUGAGUCGGACCUGUGUAUGUGUUUGCAUUAGUGGGAGGCAGGGAGUGACACGUCCUGUCUGCUCUGUUUGAAAGUUAGAAGGAGAGCUGAUGCCAUGGAGCAGCCCCGACAAAUACUUUAAAAACAGAACCGCUGGGGGUUAGAAGAAGCUCAAAUAGGAAAAACCAGAGAGCUAAAUUAGACGGUUUAGUCAGUUACUUUCAAAGGCAUAGCACUAAAAAAGUAGUGCAUAAUAAUUGAAAAGUGGAUGUGUGUGCGUGCCUGUCACAUUGUCAGAGCAUAUUAGAGCUGGGCUUUUCUAGGUCGUCUCACUUUGACUGACCUAGAUUUGUCAAAAGAAUCGGGCUAGCUGAGGAAGAUGUGAUGUGACAUUGCACCAUAGUUCUUUUUUAUUUGUUUACUACCUGCUAACUACUUACUGCUAACAUAAACUUAACCCAACAAACAGGUUCAAUUAAAUAUAAGUUGUAAACUGCCUUUUCAUAAAGCCUUGUAAUCACAUCCCGGUAUCCCGCUUGGCCUCUUAUCCCUCAUGAACACCUUUCCUGACUUCUCUACACAUCUUCCUAAUACACCAACCAUCCAGUCAGUGAGUAAGCCUUGCCUUCGGGCCCCGUGGAGGAUGAAUGAUGUGCCCACUCUUGACUACGAGUUGCUGCUGUCCCCGGCCAGCUCUUCGCUCCCUGGCAGUCCUGGCGGUGGCAGCAGCAGCAGUCCCCCGCUGGCUUUGGUUGGGGUGGACACUGAGCAGCGCACAGCCUUGGCCUUCGUAGGCCUCCUCAUGCUUUUCCUGGUCUUCCUGCUGGUCAGGUGCUUCAGGAUCCUGCUGGACCCCUACAGCCGCAUGCCUGCAUCAUCCUGGACUGACCACAAGGAGGGGCUGGAGAGGGGCCAGUUUGAUUAUGCAUUGGUGUAGUGAUGUAACUGUUGUAGAGGGUGUGGAAUGAAGAAUAUUUUAUUGCACAUAGACAGAAUGUUUAAUUUUGUUGUAAAAAUGGACACAAAUUUUGUGAAUGCACUUAAAGAGGGGUAUUUCCCCAAUGUUGGAGUAUAACUAUUUUUACGAGACUGCAGGACCCUUUGUAACAGGUCUGGUUCAACACAGACAACUGGAAUCUCAGUGAGCCAUACAGACAGAGCAAACGUUGGACCAUGAAUGACAAAUAAUGAGCUGCACAGCUGCCUUAACCUGACCUAUUUAGUCCAAAAUGCUAACACAUCACAACAUCACUUUAGGGCUACAUUUUACAAACUAAGGCUUGUCAUUAUUUAAACAUGGUAUGGUUUUUUAAGGACCACAAACACUCACCUUUCACCAUAUUCCCAUGGUGACCAUUUUCCUCUGAGAUCACAAAUGGCUGGCAGGUGAAAUGCUGUCAUAAAAUCAGAACAGCUGUGUUCCAGGUUGGAUUGUCAAAAGCUGGAGGUAAAAUCAGCCACAUUUUGAGCAAAUGCAAUCUUUUACUACAGUUUACAUGAGCAUCCAAAAACCUCACAGCUAACAUUACCAUUGCAUAACUUGCUAAAGGAAAUGUUAGCUGGAUAGUUAAAGGUUAUGUUUUAUAUUUUUAAGAUUAUGUUAAUUGGCUCCAGUAGUGAUUAUGUAAAGACUACAUGAUAUGAUAGAAAAUGCAUUCAUUGUUAAAGGGGCUAUAUGUAACUUUCAAAAAUACUGCGUUUGUAGUGAUACCGCAUGGCCGUUAG
This is a messenger RNA of Labrus bergylta (ballan wrasse), 2349 nucleotides long. Its product is annotated as cortexin-1-like. The record is from RefSeq and is a predicted model, not a curated record. Lineage: Eukaryota; Metazoa; Chordata; Actinopteri; Labriformes; Labridae.